This is a messenger RNA of Cotesia glomerata, 1255 nucleotides long. Its product is annotated as clavesin-1. The transcript has 5 exons. Gene Ontology annotation, cellular component: membrane. The coding region runs from base 334 to 1218 and encodes 294 amino acids. Gene Ontology annotation, molecular function: phosphatidylinositol bisphosphate binding. The record is from RefSeq and is a predicted model, not a curated record. Lineage: Eukaryota; Metazoa; Arthropoda; Insecta; Hymenoptera; Braconidae.
AUGUAUCUGUAUAUUUUUUUUUGUAACCACAGGGUGUUGUGAUUAUUUGGCAGUUAUACUUAUUUGUCAUGAAGAUGAUGCACAAUUUAUUUAAUAUUGCGGAUCCCAAAGACUCGAUUGGACUUUGUAAUGGUCAAAGAUUAGACGCAGAUCAUGAUGUGUAAUAAGAGCCUCCCCGAUAUAACGACUCAACCAGAUAAAUCUUAGACGUCUUCUUACGAGGUUUAGUCUCUCUAGUAAAGUUGUUCAUUUAUAUAAAUAUAUAUUUUCAGUUAAUUAUUUUCUUAUAACUUACAUUAUUAAUUAAAAGGAGCUCUUAAUUCGCGAAUUGUGAUGGCGUUUCAACUCGAAGUUGGACCUCUUGAUGAGGAGACUAAGAAAUUAGCUGAAGUUGAACUUAGAGAAACCCCAGAAAAUGUCAAAAAUGGCAUUGAAACACUUCGUAAACUUCUUGAAGAAAGCAAAACCUUGUAUUAUAGAACAGAUGAUGAAUUCUUAUUGAUAUUUCUUCGACCUUGCAAAUUUUAUGCAGAAAGUGCGUAUGCUUUAAUGCAAAGAAUUGCCGAUUUUAAGGUCAAAAAUGCAGCUCUCCUCGAUAAUUUAAUGCCGGAUGAUGAGAAAACGGCGAUUUUUGAGAAUAACGUUGUAAAUGUACUAAAAGAUCGGGAUCAUAAACGAAGACGUGUCCUUAUAGUGAACGCCGGAAAAUCAUGGGAUCCAUCGAAAGUGACAGCUGACCAAAUGUUUAGAAUAUUUUAUUUAAUACAUGAAGCCGCAAUGUUAGAACCGGAAUCACAGGUACGAGGUGUUGUCGUUAUAAUGGAUUUCGAUGGAUUGUCAAUGAAACAAGUUAUGGGGUUAUCACCAUCAUUUAGUAUGAGACUACUAUCAUUUAUUCAAGAUGCUUUGCCACUUCGUUUGAAAGAAGUACAUUUCGUAAAGCAACCCUUCCUUUUCAACAUUGUAUGGAAUAUGUUCAAGCCUUUCACCAGAGAAAAACUUAGAAAACGAAUGUUUUUCCAUGGAUCUAAAAUGAACUCUCUACACGCAUAUUUAGCUCCGAGUCAUCUUCCCAUGGAUUAUGGAGGCGAAUUACCAGAAAUUAAUUACACUGCCGCUGAUUGGUAUACAACUAUUUUAUCAUGCAACGAUUCUAUAAGAGGAAAAUUUUUUCAGCGUGGAAUACGUAUGGAUAUCGGAAAGAAUAAAAUAAUUUAAUAAGUAUCUCUUGCUCUUAAAUAGCAAUGUUUGUAGC